Messenger RNA from Drosophila simulans, 2588 nucleotides. RefSeq names its product polycomb protein esc. Lineage: Eukaryota; Metazoa; Arthropoda; Insecta; Diptera; Drosophilidae. Gene Ontology annotation, molecular function: nucleosome binding; protein binding. The coding region runs from base 1045 to 2322 and encodes 425 amino acids. Gene Ontology annotation, biological process: negative regulation of transcription by RNA polymerase II. The transcript has 4 exons. Gene Ontology annotation, cellular component: ESC/E(Z) complex. The record is from RefSeq and is a predicted model, not a curated record.
UAACGUUUAUCCGUUACGCCUCUUCAGUUCGUUCGAUUUGCCUUUAUCGUUUCACGUUUGCGUUAACCAACCUACCAACCAACAACAACCACACAGCUCCAGAAUGAACUACUUUCUAUACUUUCUAUAUAUACACAAAUAACUCUAACUCUGUCUCUCUAUCUCUCCUCUAUCCAAUCUAUCUGUCUGCUGACCUCUGUCUGCGAUUUCCACUGCUGUAAUCUUCUGUCUAGCCUCUGUCCCCUACCCCAAAUCUUUUGCUCGCUUCUGUUGUAAAUAACUAUUUUAUCCUAGACUAAUCAAAAAAAAAAAAGAAAAAAAGGACACUUGUUUCGUUCCCCACCCGCGCUCUGCGUGAUUGUAAAUGUUUCUUUGCCGCGUAUGGAAAAAAAAAUGUUCAAGAAAUUGCUUACUACGUUUAAAUACUCCAUGAAACUAUUAAAUCAUACUUACAUUCGUACGUAGUAAGCUUUUGAAGGAGUGAGAACUGGAAGAUAUAGUUUAAAUGUAUUCAAAACUGCUUGAAGAACUUGAACAACUAACUUUAAUUAUUUUACACAUUUGCAUUUCUGAGAAACUAUAUCUUCCACUUUUUACGCCACUCGCAAGCAGCAACUUUCCUAGUCUUGUCGACCAGUGUAAUUUUGAGAAUACAUGUACAAAAUUUGAAUACCGCACAUGAAUCCAUGGCAUGUUGAUUGUCCUACAUUUGUUUGUUUUCUAUAUAAAAUAACUAGCUUGCGCAUGUGUUUUGUCAUUUUUGAACUUUUUGAACUUUCCCGCCUAAGUGUGUUUAAUGUUUGCCAACACUGGCCAGCUGAUCGUGACCAGGUGGCCACGCUGCGCAAUGGUAAGACCGUACUGCCUGUAAUGCCUGGGUAUUUUUCGCGAUCUGUGACUGGGGUCACACCAUUGCCGCCAAAAAAAAAACAUUUUCAUUCGCCUCGCUAUUUAAACAUUUAAAAUAGCAUUAUCGAAUAGUUUAUUGAAGUCGCGGCCUAAUUUGGGUUUCAUUUAACCGUGCAAACGUGCCGCGCGUUCGAAAUGAGCAGUGAUAAAGUGAAAAACGGCAACGAGCCCGAGGAGUCGGAGGAAUCAUGCGGCGAUGAGUCGGCCAGCUAUACCACCAACAGCACCACCUCGCGCAGCAAGUCCCCGUCAUCCAGCACGCGCAGCAAGCGCCGCGGUCGCCGGAGCACCAAAUCGAAGCCAAAGAGCCGCGCAGCCUACAAAUACGACACCCACGUUAAGGAGAACCACGGAGCCAACAUCUUCGGCGUGGCCUUCAACACGCUGCUGGGCAAGGAUGAGCCACAGGUCUUCGCCACGGCGGGCAGCAACCGGGUGACCGUCUACGAGUGUCCUCGACAGGGCGGGAUGCAGCUGCUCCACUGCUACGCAGAUCCGGAUCCCGAUGAGGUAUUUUACACCUGCGCCUGGUCGUACGACCUGAAGACCUCUUCCCCGCUCUUGGCCGCGGCUGGAUACCGCGGAGUCAUCCGGGUUAUUGAUGUCGAGCAGAACGAGGCGGUGGGCAACUACAUCGGCCACGGACAGGCCAUUAACGAGCUGAAGUUCCAUCCGCACAAGCUGCAGCUUCUGCUGUCGGGCAGCAAGGAUCAUGCGAUAAGAUUGUGGAACAUCCAGAGCCACGUGUGCAUUGCCAUCCUGGGCGGAGUGGAGGGACAUCGCGAUGAGGUGCUGUCCAUAGACUUUAAUAUGCGUGGAGAUCGCAUUGUGUCGAGCGGCAUGGAUCACUCGCUGAAGCUGUGGUGUCUGAAUACGCCCGAGUUCCAUCACAAGAUCGAACUGUCGAACACUUUCAGCCAGGAAAAGUCAACUCUGCCAUUCCCCACGGUGACCAAGCACUUCCCCGACUUUUCUACGCGGGAUAUACACAGGAACUAUGUGGACUGUGUGCAGUGGUUUGGCAACUUUGUGCUCUCCAAGUCCUGCGAAAAUGCCAUUGUCUGCUGGAAGCCGGGACAACUCCAUCAGAGCUUCGAGCAGGUGAAGCCGAGCGACUCCUCCUGCACGAUCAUCGCGGAGUUCGAGUACGACGAGUGCGAGAUCUGGUUCGUGAGAUUCGGCUUCAAUCCGUGGCAGAAGGUGAUUGCCCUGGGCAAUCAGCAGGGCAAGGUGUAUGUGUGGGAGCUGGAUCCCAGCGAUCCCGAGGGCGCCCACAUGACCACCCUGCACAAUUCGCGCAGCGUGUCCACUGUGCGCCAGAUCGCCUUCUCCCGCGAUGCCAGCGUGCUGGUCUACGUGUGCGAUGACGCCACCGUGUGGCGAUGGAACCGCAGACAAACGACUUCCAUCUGAUGGCGCAGCUGGGCGCAACCACAAACCAAAUCUCACGUGGCCAAAACUUACAACAUUUCCCUCAAUUAGUUCCUAGUUGGUUAGCAUUAAGAUAUAGGAUUACGCUGCAGUGCUGUCCCAAAUUAUUUCAAAUAAAUCCAAUUAAUAGUUGGGUGAGGUUUGAAUAUGUAAAGCCGGUUGCUUUUCAGAUGUAAGAACGAAUAGCUGUUGCUUACUGCUGCCUUUAUUUAUUGUAAAUAAAGUAGAAGCAAUGUAAUUUCAUUAAA